AUGCGCGAGGAGAGGAGGCGGCAACGGACGGCCACACGCGACGAUGGCAGCGACGAUGGAGGCAGUGGCGACGACGACGACGGCGACGACGAGCUUGGCUUUGACCAUUUGACCACGUACGGUUUUGGCGCGCAGCAGAUUGCCGAGGUCCGCGAGCGGUUUCUGGAGGCGCGCGGGCACUUGCCGGCGGCGCAGCGGCGUCAGGAGGAGGAAGAGUGGAUGAACGCCAUUGCACUCAUCUCGCUCCACGAUCCGCACAUCAGCCCGGUUGACGUGCUCGCGCAGAACAUGGUGCCACCACCGGCGGCGGCGACGCCGAUGAGCGCGGCAAUCGAUGACGUGUUUCCGCGGGCGGCUGCGUCUGCCACCACUGCCAUUGUGGCGGCUGUGACUCAAGAGGGCUCGCACUUUGACUUUCUCGUCGGCGCUGUGGCCGGCUUUGUUCUCGGUCCGAUCCUCAUGAUCUGGCUCUGCUGCGAAGACUCACUAACGGGCCAGUUCCGGCUUGGUCUUGUCCUGGGUCUGUUGAUCAACGCCGGCUUUGGCUUGUUGCGGCUUGUGGACGGAUGACGGCCUGUUGGUGCUGGCCCAAGACCGCAGCGUCAGCGCCCUCGGCACGCUGGCACAAGAUCGAGAUGACAGGCUGCCUUGACGCUCUGAUCAAGUACAUACCGAGCUACUACC
Molecule: messenger RNA, 684 nt
Organism: Thecamonas trahens ATCC 50062
Lineage: Eukaryota; Apusomonadida; Apusomonadidae
Exons: 2
Coding region: 1-570 (189 amino acids)
Biological process (GO): protein processing
Cellular component (GO): Dsc E3 ubiquitin ligase complex; endoplasmic reticulum
Source: RefSeq, a predicted model, not a curated record